Molecule: messenger RNA, 2875 nt
Organism: Nylanderia fulva
Lineage: Eukaryota; Metazoa; Arthropoda; Insecta; Hymenoptera; Formicidae
Biological process (GO): hemocyte migration
Cellular component (GO): membrane
Molecular function (GO): growth factor activity
Source: RefSeq, a predicted model, not a curated record
UUCUGUCCGCGAUACGAUUCGGCGCGACCGUGUCGUCUCCUACUCUGGACCGCCACCGGUUGCAGCAAGUCGACACGCGCCGGUGUAAGAAAAACCAACCCCCUCCCGAGAAAACCGUCAUUAAUGAAAUAGACUCGGACAGUGACACUGUGCUCCGAAAUUGUUUAGAUGAUUCACGAAUGUAUUGACAAAUAAAUUGAGGACAGAAAAUAAGUUCCACGAGAUAUUUAUCUGAUCGGUCGUUGAUUCGCGGACACGAUGUGGUGAAUGAAUCAUUUGAAUCGGUGACUUAGAUCUUAGAUUCGCGAGGAGGAAUUUUUCAAAGACGCAGAGGGUAGAUUUUAUUUUAGACGACUCGCGGAAUAUAAAAGCAGUGCGAGAGAAUUUUCACGAAUAUUUUCUAUGACAUUUAAAUAAUACAAUAAGCAGUGAUACGUUGCAGCGAACUCUCUGUUAUCGCACUGGAGCCGCGCCAGAAAGAAAUACACGGUUGCACCAUCGUUUCAGGUUCCGCGGUCGCACCGCAUGGUCACCGCAAUCCGGUCGUGGUUAAAUUUAGAGACUACCAUCAGAGAAAAUUGACGGUUCCCAGAUUGAGCUAUCGACUAUAAUCAACAAACGCCGAGGGUGUCAGGUGCGUCGACAGGGCGGGCCAUCUCGCCUCGAUCGUGGAAUGAUCGACGUGAUAUCGAUCGUGCGCGAGUGCUACUGUUGCUCGACGAUCGAGCCGGCUCGAUGCGCGGCUAAAGAAAUCGCGACCGGCGAGAGGCAUCGAGUGGUGAUCGAUCAAGGUGUUAUCGCGCGCAAGCCGCAGCCACGUGGUCACAUAAGGAUGUAAGGUGCCUGUGAACAGUGCUGCGGAGAGACCGAAAUGACACACGAUAAAAGGCUGCUGCUGCUGCUGGGCCUGAUGGCCUACGGCCUCCUCGUGGCCGAAUGCCGACAUCAUCAGCGCGAUGACGCGACGAUGACAGCGACAGAGGCGAGACAUCGACAUAGACACAGGCACGAAUCUUCCAAUAGAAGGAAUUAUCACGAGCUCGACAGGAGCUCCUGGCAGAAAGACUUCGAAUACGACGGAGACUCCGAGGACGCGAUGGAGGAAGACGACUACGAGAUGCAAUCGUAUCACGAUCACCCGAGAACGCAUCAUCGAUCCACGCACAGGAGUUAUCACGGCCGAAUGUUUGAGCCGCGUUAUCCACCCAGGUACCACCCUGGACAUUACGGAACCUGGUACGACGAGGACAGCGACAGGCGUAGAAUCCCGUCGCGAUAUAAUACGAAGAAUCAUCGGUACAAGCUCGGCAGGAGCUACCAUAGAAUUCCGUAUUCGCGCAAUCGCGAUACGUCAGAGGAUGUUUCGGAAGAGGAUUACGAUUACGAGAGGCCGCACAGAUACAUCGAAAGCGACGAAACCGAUCACGAGUGGUGGAGAAACUCCAGGCGACGCACCCCCUUCAGGAAAGACACGAUGAAUAGAAUAAACAGUUAUCGUGGCUCGAGAAAGCAUCACUUGGCGGAUCGCGGAGGCGAUAUUAGUCGUAUCGAAGGAUCGAGAUGGGCGGAUGAUCGGAGAAAAAAAUCGAAUAUCUCGGAUUUAUUUCAUUUCCCGAAAGUCGAUAAAAAGAUAGAAGAGGAUGAAGAUUACGAGGAUCAUGGUGGACUCGAGGAGGACGAUAAAGAUGAAGACGAGAAUGAUCUUUGGAAAAUCGAUGACGAGGAGAACGAAGAUAACGAAGAAGAGGAAUUUGACAGUGAUUUUUACGAGGACAAGAGCAAAUCACCCUUGAAGACCUAUGAGGACAUCAUCAGGAGACUUACGUCCGAUGACCGGACCACUCCAAAGACCACCGUUAAGAGGGAUUACCGGAACAUCGACUCGAAUAAGCACGCGAAACACGACGGCUUCAAGAAUUUCAACGAAGCGAGAAACGUCUCGAGAUCGGUGAACCACUCCAAAUUCACCAACACAUCUCGUACCGCCAAAUCCGUCGGUUCGACCGGACAUAAGCUCUCGAAGAACGCGACCGACGUGACAAUCAGGGGCAACGAUCGGCAGGCAAGAAAGAUCGCGUUCGAUACCAAGACCGCGUUCGAUACGAAGAUUAAGAGCCUCGAACAGGAUUACGACGAGUAUCUGAACGCGAAUGAUAAUGAGAAGGAGGGCGACCUCGCCAAAACUGGCGCCGAGGACGAUUCGAUGCAGGCGGAUGUGACAACUAACGAUUACACGGAUGACGGCAACAACGACGAGGACGAGAUUCCAGUGGAUACCCUCGCCACGUCGACGACUACCACGAGCACGACCAGGACCACGACGACGACGACGACGACGCCGAAACCGUCGAUCCAUCACCACUACGAUUAUAGGUAUCGGAGGGGCUAUAAUGGCAGCACCGAGGCUCAGUAUAACGGAUAUCAAGGGAAAGACGACUAUCCAGAGAUGUCUGCGUAUAGCCGUCUGAAGUGGGAGUUGCUAAGCACUCGCGACCGUGUCAAAGAGACCAGGAGUAUCAUGCAGUCGCACAAAAUUUCACAGGCUCUAGGUGCAGAAGCAAAUAGAAGCGCUAUUCAAAACAUGAUACAAGUCCACAAGGAAGGCAACUGUCAAUGGCCACGUGCGCGACUGAUUCCGGUACGUGAGGUUUAUCCGAAUCCAUCAACCACCUACCAUCCGCACUGUGUUAUAUUGCACAGGUGCUCGGACGACACCGGAUGUUGCACAUCGGAAGCACUCACCUGCGUGCCGAAGCACUCUCAUCCCGUCGAGCUUUUUUUCUACGUAAGUCUAGCAUUUUUUCGAUUUUUUUAUCACACGAUUUAUUCGUUUCUAUUUCCACAAUUUUUAUACGUAUCCAAAGUAAUAAAAUGA